AUGAAUGGCGAUCGGCGGGAUUCGAGGCUAUACUACACGCUAAGCAACACCAAGUCCAAGCCGAAGAAGGUCGGCCCCAGCGUGAGCGAGCUGAUCGUGAAAGCCAUGGCCGCUUUCAAGGAGCGCAACGGCGUGUCCGCGGCCGGUCUCAAGCAGGCUCUGGCUGCCGCAGGCUACGAUGUGGACAAGAACAAAGCCCGUGUCAAGACCGCCUUCAAGAGCCUGGUGGCGAAGGGCACUCUGGUGCAGACCAAGGGCACCGGGGCCUCCGGAUCUUUCAAGAUGAACAAGGCUACUGAGACCAAAGCCAAGAAACCGGCAGGACCUGCUAGAAGUCGCCCAAGAAGGCAGCAGCAGCAGAACUUCAGCAACCGCAUCAGAGGACAAUAGAAUGAGAGUGGUGAGAACACAA
This is a messenger RNA of Maylandia zebra (zebra mbuna), 412 nucleotides long. The record is from RefSeq and is a predicted model, not a curated record. Lineage: Eukaryota; Metazoa; Chordata; Actinopteri; Cichliformes; Cichlidae.